UCCGGGACUUUAGAUUUAAACCUUGAGUAAUCACGUGGAAACUAACCAUGUUUUUUAGUCUUUUCUUUGAGCCUAUCUUGCAUCUGGCCGUGAUGGUCUACAUGUUAUUAGUCGGUGUCCGCUAUCUCAAGAUGUCGAAGAAAGUACUAGGAAAGUCACAGAAUUUGGUCAUAGCUCUCGGUGGUGCGUUUAUUAUCUUCUCUUACCUCACGUACGCCAUCAGACCCAGCAGCUCCGCUGGACGUCAUCUGACUGGAGCUCUCACUGCAUUUCAUGCGUUAUUCGCUUUACUUGUUGGACCAUUGAACGAUUCUCGCUCGAAACUCGAUACAGCGUGUGGUGUUGCAUCCGGGGUAUUUGCACUGGCAUUGGGAUCAAUUGCAUUUGGAUCUUAUCUGGGAUUGGACUAAAAGAAAACGACACAAGCAUUCUCCUUUCUCUUUCAAAACUAAUAGAAAGAUUUACUGUAGUUUAUAUCAAUUCAAUUGACUGCACCAUUAGUAGUGUACUGAAAGUAUUCAUUGUGAAAAAUUUUAGCAGAAGGAAGGAAACAGAAGUAAACAGUUGUGAUUUUGA
Messenger RNA from Corticium candelabrum, 576 nucleotides. RefSeq lists its product as uncharacterized. The transcript has 3 exons. Lineage: Eukaryota; Metazoa; Porifera; Homoscleromorpha; Homosclerophorida; Plakinidae. The record is from RefSeq and is a predicted model, not a curated record. Bases 48 to 410 code for a protein of 120 amino acids.